AUGUUUAUGAUUGUGUUGAUAGUAACGGUCGCCUUAGCUAAUUGUUUAGAACCAGUAGCGGAUAACAAAUUAGAUGAUGAAAUAAAACAAGUUAUCACUAAAUACCUAGCUAAGAUUCCGGACGUCGAACCGCAGUACGUCAUCCACGAGGGGUUAUCUAAGGUGAUAUCACGCUAUUUUAAAGGAAAGGUGUCGACGUUUCCGCUGUAUAAAGUCAGUUUAAAGUUAGACAGGAAUCCAGUCAAGAUCCCGUGGUCGUUGGCUGACGAGAGCAAUGCUAAUAUCACGGCCAACGUAGGCCAGAGUAUAGCAAAAAAAGGAAAAAUCUAUAAAUAUAUACCGGCGAAGACAACCAAUAAUACAGCGUAA
Messenger RNA from Arctia plantaginis, 369 nucleotides. The record is from the annotation of a GenBank genome assembly. Lineage: Eukaryota; Metazoa; Arthropoda; Insecta; Lepidoptera; Erebidae.